AUGCCUUCUCCUCACUUGGAGUUGGGCAUCCUCCCCAGUGCAAACUCACUCCAGACUCCCACAUCACCCAAACACAUCCCAGCAAUCAGGAGGAUCCAAGUAAACAAGACCUUCUAUGAGGUGCUCAAUGUAUUAUUCUUGAGCACAAGCUUUCUAGGAAGGGGUACUGUUUGUUACCUCACAUGCUACAAUGGGGAAUACUACAUCAUCAAGGAUUAUUGGGUGGAGGAGUCAGAGCAGAGGACAGCCCUGCACAAAGUCAACAUGAUGAAGCUGGUCCAGGACAUCAAUGGAGUUCCCAAGUUGCAACACUACUGGGUCAUCGAGCAGGCUCUUGAGAGGGGUGUCCUCCAUCAAGAUUGUAGCAUCAACAAUAUGAUGAUCAAGGACUUCACAAAUGGGUCAUGUGGCUUUCUCCUUGACUGGGAAUUUGCUGUGCAGGUCAUGUUACAGGGGGAAUAUGACUUGGGUGGCACAUAUGCAAAGGGGACGGUCCCCUUCCUUUCAGUGAAUAUCCUUUGCCAACUCAAGGAAGCCAUCACUAAAAGUGGAAAGACUAAUGUCCCAUUGAUCUGGAAAAGCGCCUCUCUCACCCAUGUAUUCAUCAAUCACCCUACUACUAUACACCAUACAUUUGUGGACAAUAUCGAAUCCCUGUUCUAUGUUUUCAUCUGGAUCCUCAUCCUUUAUGAUGGGCCACUUGGCCACAAGCAUCAAGAUAUCAGCCAUGAAAAGACACUUCUUGGCUUGUGGAGUGAAAAGGCAGCCAAAGAUCUCAAAAUUGCCAGAUGCACCAAGUUCACAUUCCUUAAUGACCCAUCUGAAUCAAGGCUGGAUUCCAAGGUCUCACAAUAUUUUCAAGAUCUAAUCCCUCUGGCUAAUGAGUGCAUGCCAUAUGAGAAACCACUGGAGAUGACAAAUGCAUUCCAGCAGAUCAUCACCCAGCACAAAGUGCUUAAUUCAAGCAUGCAUCUGAGUCAGGAGAACGAUAUGGAUGUUAUGUCUUUGGCAAUUAUGUCUUCUAAAUGCCUUUGUGAAGAGGUAAGGAACAUGGAUAACCCUCCUAUACCCAAUAAAUGCUUCAAAGAUGUCCACCCAAUCUGGAACAAUCCUGCUGAAAAAGAAGGAUAG
This is a messenger RNA of Pisolithus orientalis, 1131 nucleotides long. RefSeq lists its product as uncharacterized. The record is from RefSeq and is a predicted model, not a curated record. The transcript is spliced from 5 exons. NCBI's taxonomy places the organism in Eukaryota, Fungi, Basidiomycota, Agaricomycetes, Boletales, Pisolithaceae. Bases 1 to 1131 code for a protein of 376 amino acids.